UAAUAACUGAGCGACCACGGCUUGAAUUGUUUCUUGAAAUCGUGGCUGGAUGAAACACUUUAUCACUUCUCUCACAAGAGACCACAAUGGUGAUAUUUUGACACUGAGGGAUGUUCGUAAUCGAAACUGCUUUAGUCAGCGGGCAUCAAUCUGUGGUGAAGACAGCUGAAGAAGAAACACUUUGCUCACAGUAAAACUCUUUCACAGAAGAAAACAAGUUGGAGGUGUAACGAUCAAGGAGGACAAUCCUAUUUACAGUCCACCAAGCUGAAAGGAAGGAAAGGACAGGAGUACAGAGAGUGGUGUUGGGGAUGGGUCUGAAAAGCCAAAGAAGGGCGUGAUGGUUCACAGUGACUCUGCAUCCCCAAUGAAAACGACACCAUCAGCAUCACCUCAUUUAACUGUUACUGCUACUGCACCUCCUCUUAUGCUUUCCCAUGGAGGUACUGCAGUUCAGGACCUAAACCAUAUUCCAACCCAAGCCCUCACCACAGACCUCACCUCCAACUCAGGGUUUACACAACCCUCUACUCUGACUCCUGCUGAUGCAAACCCCACUGCUGUAACCCCAGCAAAAACAUUGAGUAUAUCAUCGAUCUCCACAACAACUCCUGCUCCGGAUCCAAUCAGUGGCCGCACAUCGGGCAGGAAGAGGACUCCUAAGGCUUGUAACUGCUGUGGUCCUAACAGCACAGGACACAAUGUUAAGACCUCAGUGGGUGGGAGAGGGAGUGGCAGGGGGAGAGGUGCUGGUCGGAACAUUGGGCAUACUCUAAAAAGAAACUUCCAGGUGACCCCGGUCAAGAAUCUUGAUUUGGCCAAGGAGAAAUCGACAGAUGAAAAUGACACAGGUGGCAAGGUUCAACAGUCAGGUUCAGCAGUGGAUAAUGCUCCGUCACAAACUACUGAAACUCCCGUCUCCUUGCAGGAUGUACCAGUUAAGAGCUGUGUUGAGUCAGAAAAACAGCAAGUUAAGAAAAAGAAAACGUCACCUCUGGGUUCAGAGGUUAGUGGUGCACUGCAGAUGGAAGGUAGCGAUAGCCCAAACACAGAAAAGAGCGCUUUAGGAACAGCAGAGCAGGGAGGGUUUAUCGUUAUAAGUCAAAACAGAGAAGGGAGGGAGAUUGAAAUAAAAGGAGCUCAAGGUGGUGCCACCACCUUGAAAACGGAUGCCUUAGGUCAGUCAAUGCCGGGGGAAAACCAAAAUACACCGAAUUCACAGCAUAAACAUGGGGGUGAGACAAACACGGUUAAUAGUUCAUUUAGAAAUGGAGAAACUGUAAAUCUUUGUGAUACAGAAGAGGAGGUGCAGGAGGACUACAUGAUUGUAAUUGAACCAGGAAAUGGUCCACUGUCCACCUCAUGGCCGGUCACACCCGGAGUACUUCAGGACCUGGACGCUGAGGCGGAAGUGUUUCACAGCCCAGAAAGAAUGGAUCUUUUUUCUUUAGCGUCAACACUGUCCAAUGGAAACAUCAGUCCAUCAGAAAACCACAACCACAGCGCCAUGCUGGAAACUCCUCAUCCAUCCAAGGAUUCCUCUCCGACAUUCACCCCUAUAUCGGUCAACCAAAAAGACCACCCAUGGGCCAUAUGGGACCACAAACUGUACACUCUGUCUGGCACUUGGGAAAAUAAUGAGGAGGGAACAUCAGAUAGGACUUCGCAACAAGAGGCCGUGAUGGAUGCAACGAUGCAGAGAGAAGAAGUCCUGGCGCACCUUACCCAUAUGGUCCAUGAGUUUUUGGAGCAAUUCUACAUAAAAUAUGGAAGUUUCAUUCCUCUCACCGAGACCGAUGUUCUUGAGCAUCUGAAGACAGAAGGCAGCCCUGACCUCGUUGACAGUGGCCUGGACAUCAAAGGAGAGAUCACUCGGUACAGGGCAGGGCUGGCCUCUGCUCCUUUCACAGGCUUCAUGGUCACUUAUAACAAACACACUCUGAGCUUGGAGGACCUUGGAACUCUGGAGGAACAGAACUGGCUGAAUGAUCAGAUAAUUAACAUGUAUGGAGAGCUCAUUAUGGAGGCGACGGAGCACAAGGUUCAUUUUUUCAACAGCUUCUUUCACAAGCAGCUGGUAGCCAAAGGUUAUGAUGGUGUGAAGAGGUGGACUAAAAAAGUCGACCUUUUCUCCAAGUGGCUCUUGCUAAUUCCCAUCCAUUUAGAGAUACACUGGUCGCUUGUCACUGUCACCAUGGCAACCAAAACCAUCAGCUACUAUGACAGCCAAGGCAUCGUCUUCAGACACACCACAGACAACAUCAUGAAGUACCUUCAGUCUGAAGCCUCAGAGAAGAAACUGACUGGUUUUCAGAAGGGUUGGACAACUGCUAUUAUCAAGGGUAUCCCUCAGCAGAAGAACGACAGUGACUGUGGGGUUUUCAUACUGGAGUACUGCCGUCGUCUGUCAGUGAAGAAGCCUCUGCUCUUCAGUCAGGAAGACAUGCCAUGCAUCCGCAAGAGAAUCUACAAGGAGCUGUGUGACUGUCAUCUGAACAACUGAACAGCCAUGAAGCAGCAAGUCGCUGUUACUCACUGGAUUCUUGUUUGGUUACGCGAGACUGUCUACUGAAGCCUGUCGAACGGCCACUUCAGUCACAGCUGGCAGAAACCAACGACACCAAACCAUCUCUAUCCGGAGAGCCUUUAAAGCCCAUGUGCCCGUUAACUAUCAAAAACGUCACUCACUUGGGAUUGUUGGGUGGUGUGUUAGAGUUCAGCAACACUUUGACAUUUUAGAAGAUUAUGACUUCCAGAUUUGCAAGGAUCUACUGAUGUGGCUCUUACUGACUCUUGAAAAUGCAGGACCUGUGCAUUUCUGGUCAAUGAUGCUGUCUCCAUUCACCCUCACAUUUCCACAUUUUCAAACAAAAGGCCCAGAUAGCCCCCUUUAAGGACUCCGUGGAGCAUUAAACUUCAAAUUACUGAGUGUUAUGGACCAACAGGGUGGACGUGCUGCUGAAGUUGGAGUGGCUUCACUUCUGAGAUGCCCAUUUGAAAUGAAUGACACUGAUACACUUGAGUUUACGCUGCACUGUUGGACUCUGUCCUAGUUAAGUGGUAUGCAUGUUUGAAGUCAUGUUGAUAAAGUAAGCAUAUUCAGUGGACCAGCUGUUUAAUUCAAAGUUAAAGGGAUAGUUCAGGAUUUUUGACUUGAAUCUGUAUAGCAUCCCUAUCAGCAGUGUUGUUCAUUCACACAGACUUACCCCUGACAGCGUCCAGUGAGCGGAGAUCCUGUCCGGUUUCGGUCCAGAGGAAGGUAGUUUGCCAGGGUCCCGAAAAUGAAGCGUUUUUCUUCUCAAACCAAUAUGUGUCUGAAAGAGUGAUAUAUUUGCAUCACAAACCGUUUACUGCGAAAAAGUCAUACCUCGUAAACACUUGACACUAUUUU
Salarias fasciatus (jewelled blenny) is the source of this 3391-nucleotide messenger RNA. RefSeq lists its product as uncharacterized. Gene Ontology annotation, cellular component: nucleus. Lineage: Eukaryota; Metazoa; Chordata; Actinopteri; Blenniiformes; Blenniidae. Gene Ontology annotation, biological process: protein desumoylation; proteolysis. Gene Ontology annotation, molecular function: deSUMOylase activity. The transcript is spliced from 10 exons. The record is from RefSeq and is a predicted model, not a curated record. Bases 341 to 2503 code for a protein of 720 amino acids.